AUGGCGCCUAACGGGACCUGUGAGCCAUGCAUCGACAUGUCGAACAUGGUAGACAUUUCAAAGGACCAGAUGGACUUUAUUGAUACGUCCUUCUUCCAGUCAAACGAAUCGCCCGGACCCCAACUCCCCACACCUGCAUCCAUCAUCCAACGCUACGGAGAUGGAGGAGCCCGUGUCGUUAAGAUAGAGGAACAGAACAUGGCAGUGAAGAUAAACGACGUAUGCUAUUUAAGAUUAGAAGAAGAAGUCCCUGUCCCGGAGAUUCGGCGCGAUCUCUCUAGCGUGAUUAGGGCGCUAAGGAAGAUCCCUCCUAAUCCCUCUAACCUGAUCGGUACUACACUAUCUUUAUUUACUAGAGCUAUGCUAACAUUUGAUGACAGAAGGUUCUUCAGACUUAAUCACGAGGGAGGCCCAUUCUCAUCCAUAAAAUCAUUCAAUAAUUGGCUAUUCGCUAUUACUACUCACCAGACUCCUGGCCCAGAUGGAGUUCGCAACCUGGAACAUCCUGACUUAUAUCGGGACUUGUUGCCGGAUACCGGGCGUAUUUAUUUCACACACGGAGAUUUAACGUUGGGAAAUAUCAUUGUCUCAGGAGCUCCUGGUGUCCAGAGAGUCAAAGGCAUCAUUGACUGGGAACAGGCAGGGUGGUAUCCCGAGUACUGGGAGUAUUGCAAGAUGCUCUACGGGGUGGAACUAGGUCAUGAGUGGCGCACAGACGACUGGCCCGACAAUAUUGUCAAGCCUUUUGAGGAUGCUUUUUUUGCCUUUGCAGACUCCAAGACGAAGAGGACCAAAAGCGCACGCAGGACCGCAUGCAGCACGAGCCUGGUUUCGCAGUGCGUGACCUUCCCUACUCAUGCCCCUGACGACAGGGACUGA
Molecule: messenger RNA, 879 nt
Organism: Emericellopsis atlantica
Lineage: Eukaryota; Fungi; Ascomycota; Sordariomycetes; Hypocreales; Bionectriaceae
Product: phosphotransferase enzyme family protein
Exons: 5
Coding region: 1-879 (292 amino acids)
Source: RefSeq, a predicted model, not a curated record